Ilyonectria robusta is the source of this 1336-nucleotide messenger RNA. RefSeq lists its product as uncharacterized. The transcript has a single exon. The record is from RefSeq and is a predicted model, not a curated record. NCBI's taxonomy places the organism in Eukaryota, Fungi, Ascomycota, Sordariomycetes, Hypocreales, Nectriaceae. The coding region runs from base 146 to 844 and encodes 232 amino acids.
UGCUUCUCAAGGUCCAUAUUCCACUCGGUCGUCCAAUGCUGUGCCAGCGCCUCCCCCUAGUCCCAUUCCUGUGGACUACAACCCUCGACGUGGAUAUGGACGCCAAUUGGUCUGGUGCGAGCCGAACGUCAUUGAUCCUGCGCUCAUGGGAGGUGUCGCUGCCGGCAACUCUGGCUUCCCGACUGACCAUGUGCCUGGCUUGUCCACUUCGGCGUCGUCGACCUCUACACUCGACACUGCAGUUUCCGAGGGCACUGUGACAAGACGGUAUCGGCCAAUUGCCCCCGCUCCUCCAUCAUACAAUUUGACCAGAGCUGCGGUUCCUCCCGCCAGAUACGUUCAUGAGGAUGUUGAGCAGCGACACGGGAAGCGACAGUUGUCGGCCGAUGAUGAUGUUGAGAGAUCGCCUCCCAAGCGGGUAUCUCGCUCAACCAACUCUGGCAGCCAUCCCACGCUUGAACCCCGACUUCAGCCAUUGACUCAUUGGCAGCGCAUGGGAUUCCGUGAUGAACGCCCUCCUUGGAGAGCGACUGACGCCCCGGCUACCGCCAACUACCCUCUGGGCCCUUUCCCACCACCGCCCAAUGCUUGGCAGCACCCGCCUAUCAAUGCAAGCGCUCCUCCAGGAAGCGUUGAGACUUUCCGCACUGACAACCAGUACGGUCGCAUCCGGUACCACGGGGACGCAAAUGAUCCGAAUCAGAACCACGAGCCAUCGCGCGUCCGUUAUGAUUACUCUUCGCAGACACCCAGCGACGGAACUGGCCGCACCAACAUGCCGGUCCGAGGCCAUUACGAGCGCGAGCGAUAUCGCCAGGAUGGGGAGGGUGAGAAGAGAGCUUGAAAAUGGUGAACCCAGGGAGGAGUCAUGUCGCACAGGCGGCUUACAUGGUUAGUGGGAGCGGGUUUCAACUAGUGAAAACAUGCGGGAGAGUCGAGUUCUGAGAGAGAUCGGAUUCUGAGGGGAAUUCGUUCGUUUAGUAGAAGAAGCUACUCUACUCCGCUAAAAUAUUCAUCUAAAUGUAUUCCAACAUGGCGUGAACCAAACUUGAAUGGAACGGAUCAAAAUCUUGGUCGAAAGCUAGAUGGUGGGCAAUCGGCUGUGACGCAAUUGGGAGUCACCAAUAGGUUUACCUCGAUGUACGUUUCCAAACGGCGGAACUUCUCCGUACUACACCGUCAGUGCUCGUUCCCUCAUCCAUCAUCCAUGCAAACGGUAACACAAACAAGGCGGCGCCGAAAAAACGCCAAGCCGGGAUGGUGGGGCCGUCAAGUCCCAUGAAAUGCCCGAAAGGCGGUGGCCGCCGGCAGAAACAAUCCUCUCCAAAGAUUUCCC